Molecule: messenger RNA, 2463 nt
Organism: Ipomoea triloba (trilobed morning glory)
Lineage: Eukaryota; Viridiplantae; Streptophyta; Magnoliopsida; Solanales; Convolvulaceae
Product: small G protein signaling modulator 2-like
Exons: 5
Coding region: 364-2025 (553 amino acids)
Biological process (GO): activation of GTPase activity
Molecular function (GO): GTPase activator activity
Source: RefSeq, a predicted model, not a curated record
CAUCCAAGAGUCCAAGUCUCUGGAUCACAACACUUUUUAGAGAGAGAUAGAGAGAGAGAAAGAGAGUGGGAUCAAACGCAGUCUCUCUACUGCACACCUAAUUUACAGUGAUUAGGGAGAAGAGACAAAGAAAGAGACUCAUGGGAGUGUAAAAAAACAAAAGCGAAAACCCAAAAAAAAAAAAAAAAUUGUAAAAAGAAAAAAGAAAAAGCGAUUCCUCAGAACAAUAAAGGAAAAGCAGUUGAAGUGAAUGCUGCUUUUGUUCAGCUGGGUGGUGGUGGUGGUUGAUAUGGUGGAAAUUCUACUCGCUUUGGUUCGGUGAAUCUGAGCUCGCGGAGGGGUAAAAUCGCCUUUUUCUUCUCCAUGCCCGUCUCCGACGGUUCUUUGGUCGAGGCUGUCGGCGUCGCUAUCAGUAAGCUCGGAGGAGGUAUCAUCGGCUACGGCGGCGCGUCUGGCGGCUUCUGGAAGAAGACGGGAGUUUCCGAUGCUACUGUAGCUGUCGCCGUCACGGUCUUGGCUGGUCUCGCCCUGGCCGCCGCCGUCUAUUGCGGUUCUAGGGGUCAUCUCAAAUCACCGUGGUCAAGGCGAAAAAGAAAACGCAUUCUUUCGCCCCAACAGUGGAGAAGCUUUUUCACACAAGAUGGAAGGCUUAGAGCUGGUGGAGUUAAAUUUCUGAAGAAAGUCCGAAGUGGAGGUGUUGAUCCCAGUAUCAGGGCUGAAGUCUGGCCUUUCCUGCUUGGAGUCUAUGACUUGAACAGUUCCAAAGAAGAAAGAGAUGCUGUGAGAAAUCAGAAAAGAAAGGAAUAUGAGAAGCUGCGGAGGCAUUGCCGCCGGCUAUUGAAAUGCACCGAUGAGACUUAUAAAUUGAGGGGGGCUAGUGGAACCGGUGAUGGAAACAGUGAAAUUCUCACUGAAGGGAUGGAGUCUCCAGACUCUGAAGAUGCUGUUAGUGCCAGGGAAUCUCUUUCUAGUGGGGAAAGAAGCCCGUAUAACGAGUACUCAGACAAUCCUGCUGAUGUAUUGUUUGAUAGAGUUGCUAUUUCAAGACGAAUAACAGAGCCAAACUAUGUCUCUGACUACGAAUCAUCAGACUCAGACUCCUCUUCUGAUCCUGAAGCAAGUCUAACUUUGCCAUCCAUGGAAAGCAUGGAGGAAAAUACUACUGAGAUGCCCUCUAGGGAGGACUCUUCCCCUUCAACAGAGGUCCAGUCACAACUCCGUAAUUCAGAAGAUUUUGCCACGUGGCAACGUAUCAUUCGCCUUGAUGCAAUUCGUUCUAAUGGAGAGUGGAUGACAUAUUCAGCCACUCAGGGUGCUCCAGUAACAGAUGAUAGGGCACGCCGUUGUGCAGAAGCUGUUGGUCUGAAGGACUACGAUCACCUGGAUCCUAGCAGAAUCUUCCACGCUGCUCGCUUAGUUGCCAUUCUUGAAGCCUAUGCACUUUAUGACCCUGAAAUCGGCUACUGCCAGGGUAUGAGUGAUUUACUUUCUCCAAUAAUCAGUGUCAUAACAGAGGACUUUGAAGCUUUCUGGUGCUUUGUUGGUUUCAUGAAGAAGGCUCGACACAACUUCAGGCUCGACGAGGUGGGAAUCCGGAGGCAACUCAACAUUGUUUCUAAAAUCAUUAAAUACAAGGAUUCACAUCUUUACAGACACUUGGAGAAGCUCCAGGCAGAGGACUGUUUUUUUGUCUAUAGGAUGGUGAUAGUACUCUUCAGGCGAGAAUUGACAUUCGACCAAACGCUUUGCUUGUGGGAGGUGAUGUGGGCCGACCAGGCCGCGAUUAGGGCCGGGAUUGGUAAAUCUGCUUGGAGCAGGAUCAGAUUGAGAGCCCCACCAACUGAAGAUCUGUUGCUUUAUGCAAUUGCGGCAUCUGUUCUGCAAAGGAGGAAGCAAAUCAUAGAGAAAUAUAGUAGCAUGGAUGAAAUUUUGAGGGAGUGCAAUAACAUGGCAGGUCAUCUUGAUGUAUGGAAGCUCCUGGAUGAUGCCCAUGACCUGGUGGUCACCCUCCAUGACAAGAUAUAGCUGCCCAAUUCUCCGAUGACAGGCCGCCUGCCACCGCCUCUCCUCUCCGGUGGGCUUCCGAUACUCUCUUCUUCUAGGCUGCCACUGCCUCUCGCCUCUCCCCUCUCCGGUGGGCUUCUGAUACUCUCUUCUUCUAGGCUGCCACCGCCUCUCGCCUCUCCGGUGGGGUUCCAAUACUUUCUUCUUCUUCUUCCCUAACUAAUUUUCAUUGCUUAACUAGUUUGUUGUUGUUUCUUGGAAUUUUCUUGAUUUUCUGCUGUAAUGGAGUCUGUUUAUGUGAAUGGUCUCCUGAAGCCUGUGUACCUUUAGAUUCAUCGGACAUUCCUUCAAGAACAUCUUAGGGAAUUACAAAAAAAGCACAUCAUCAUAUUUUACCAGUGCAACCAUAAACAAAUGGUUUUAUAUUUCUUCCUUGUGUUAAUCUGUUGUUUGUUGUGA